AUGAAUCAAUAGGGAAACAACUAUGAUUUUAAGAUAAUGUUAGGAAAAGUGAUAGAAAAGAAUAUGAGUUUUAAAAUAGGAUAUUCUUAAACGAAAAGUGAAGAUUAUGAAAUAGUACUUAAAUUGAAAGUAAAGAGUAAUAUUGAUGUGAAAACUGCUGAUAGUGAAUUUAAAGAGAGGUGUAAAAGCUGUUACACUAUUUUAACAUCAUUUGUGUAAUAAAGAAUGUAGAAGAUCUUAGGAAAUAAAUUCGUGAUUUUUUGAAGCCAACAUUUGCACUAAGUUAUCAAGUGGAUGAACAUUAUGCAUAUAUAAUAUUUAAAUAUGCUAAUUAAGUAGAAUUAUAGGAGUUCAUAGAGAUUUGUAAAUUUAUUAGAGAUACUAUGGAAAAAUCAUAAGAAAGAGAGGAAGUUUAGUUGGUAAUUGAAACUGAUUUAUCAUUUUAAAAAUUAAGCGAGAGUAUUUCUAAUGCUGUGUAUUAAAUGAAUUUAGAAGUAUAAGGCAAAGCAGAAUUUCAAAAGGAUACUCUAAAAUUGUUAGAAAACAUAAAAAUGUGUAAUUAGGAUAUUUUGCCUUCUUUUUUAUAAUAAAAAUAUUUGAGUCAAAUAUUAUUAUAUCUGUAAUUGUUAGAGAAGGUCUAAGCUGAAAUAGAAAUAGAAAAGAUUGAGUACGAUUUAGGUUUUGCAUAACCAAGUAUAGAAUUGCCAUUUAAAUUUGCAAUCUACGGAAAAUUGCAAAAAUUUGCUGAACAAUAUUUAGAUGAUGGAGUGAUUGAAUUGAUAAUUAGAGGACCUGGUUUAAGUGUUAGUGUUAAUUUCACUUACAAAGGAAGCUUAUUUACAUUGAUUGACAAUAUUUUAAUUAUUAAACAAUGAAUG
This is a messenger RNA of Paramecium sonneborni, 878 nucleotides long. NCBI's taxonomy places the organism in Eukaryota, Ciliophora, Oligohymenophorea, Peniculida, Parameciidae. The record is from the annotation of a GenBank genome assembly.